Messenger RNA from Mercenaria mercenaria, 2397 nucleotides. Its product is annotated as protein phosphatase 1 regulatory subunit 27-like. The record is from RefSeq and is a predicted model, not a curated record. The transcript is spliced from 3 exons. The coding region runs from base 644 to 1165 and encodes 173 amino acids. Gene Ontology annotation, cellular component: cytoplasm. Lineage: Eukaryota; Metazoa; Mollusca; Bivalvia; Venerida; Veneridae. Gene Ontology annotation, molecular function: phosphatase regulator activity; enzyme inhibitor activity; protein binding.
UCAUUAACGGAAUUAUAACGCACACUGCGAGAGAAGUACCUGCGAGUUAUUUUGUUGGAAACUCUGAUAGUUACUGGAGUUAUACUCUAUGCAGAUGUGAAACGAUGGAAUACGGUUGGUAUGUAAUUUAUGGAACAUUCCAUGCACAAUUUUGAAUAACGAUUUCUAUGAGAGUUAUGAAAUACAGCAUUGGUUGGAAUAUCAAAAAAUCGAGUGUUUAAAAAAUCAAACGGGGAUGGAUAGCUAAUAAAUGCAUUUUGUGAACUUUGAAAAAGAGUGAAUUUGUGCACUUGUUCUUGAAUACAUUACGUAUUUCUAAGAUAUAGUUUAUGAACAAAAAUGCAAUGAACGGUUAACGGACAACGGUACGCAAAAGAGCAGCAUAUAUAACUGCAAAGAAUCUAAAUACCAUCACAAAACAUGGAUGAAUUAACUGUUAAUUAUAAAGUCAAAUCAUUAUAAGAUAAUGAAUUAAUGUGUAAAAAAAGCUAGCCUAGUUUAACAGUUGCGUUGAUAACCGUGUAACAUUUUGGAGUUCAGAAAUUGAAAAAUAUGUGACAGUGAAUGGAUAUGUACUAUUUACACGAAAAUAUAAUAGAAAUUUGCCUUGUAGAUACAAGAAAAUUAAUUUAAACAGCGAAUCAUGAGCAGAAGGGCAAGUUUAUUCGCUAAACAGAAUCCGGAAGUAGAAAAACCAAAGGGUGUACGGUUUCCGGAUGAGUUAGUGUUUUUGGACAAUAUAAAGGAGAAUGAUAUAAAUGCACUAGGUCACAUGUUGAGAAGAGCCAGUUUACAGGUAGACAUUAGUGGAAUUAAUGACGUUGGUUUAACGCCUUUACAUCAAGCGGUACUAGAUGGCAAUGACAGUGCUGUAAGACUUCUAGUUGCACAUGGUGCAGAUAUCAACAAACAAGACGAUGAUUCUUGGACGCCACUUCAUGCUGCUUGUGCGGAGGGAUAUGCGGAUAUUGUUGCGUUUCUUUUGGAGAAAGGGGCAGAUAAGACAAUUUUAACGGAUGAAGGCGAAAGACCGCUCGAUCUCGUAGAACCGUCUGAUCUCGAAACCAUCCGGGUAAUGCUAGGAAACAUCCAGCCAUGUGAUAAUGACCAAUCAGAUGAUGACACGUUAGAACAAGACGGCGUUACUACUUCCGUUAACGGCUGACCCAGUUUUAACUUCCUAACUUUUGCCAAAGAUGUUAUUUUCAUAAUCAGUUCAGUGGAAAGUCUACUGCGGAAUUGCUCAGCCCCACAAAGUUAGAUUUUAUACACAGUGCCACAUAAUGACAUAAAGUAUACAUGUACCUUGUCCUAUUUUUGCGUUGUGCCAUUUACAUUUGUUAUUUUAUAUACGGAAAAUUGAUACAAACAACACUAUUUUUUAGACAGAACUCUGAAGUUUUUUUUCUCUACUGUUCACGGAUCUUAAAACAGAUAAACAUAUCUUCAAAAUGUUAGUGUAAUUGUCGUAUUGUAAAUGCAAUUUACUCUGCGCAGUCUAAACUGUUGAAAUAAAAAAAAACAUCAGAGAAACUGUAGACAUCCUUCAGCAAAUGUUACAACGGAUGAAAUUAGACCAAACGAAGGAUGUGUUACAAUUAUUAAUCCAUCAUUUCGUUAAAACUGGGCAAAGGAAGGCUUUCGUUUGUAGUUGCAGUGGGCUUGUAGGUACAACAAAGGAUUUUCCACACGUAAUAUUACACUUCUUCGGCUGUGGUUGUGUGAAUUUACACAAUGAAUCAAAGCCGUACAAGCUGAACUACAUAUGCAGUCAUACAAUAAAAUGGUGCAAGAAUUCAUAAUAAAGGUAUAAAGAUAAUUUGUGCGCAUUACUUUUAACUAUAGCUUUUACAGAAAUUUAAUCAGAAAACAAUUGGAAAGAAUGAGAUUCUGUGUGAUUUUUGCCAUUGAUUAUUUUAUAAGGUUAAUGUCAUUUCUUCCUUUAUUUAUUUGUUGUAACAGUGCAAGAACAUGUUAUACACUUCGAAGGAAAUAACAAGCUAAUGUUGUUUUUAGGACAACCUUGUUAUUUCUAUGACAUUGGUUUUAAAGUGGCACUAUGUCAUGCUACAGCAUGCAGUCUUUCGAAGCAAUACGUGAAUCAAGCUAGACAUUAGAAAGAGAACGCGUUGCUUCAACAUGAAAAUAACGAGUGCUGUAUUAAUUGGACAAAAAACUCUUUCUGAUAAGCUCAGUGAGAUAAAUUCUUAUUCCAUUUAUUGGAGUUACAUGAAGAAAUUUGUAUAACGUUAAGUAUGUGAUAAGUCAUGCACAUAACGUUUCAAAUUCUUAAAGGAAAGCAAAAUUAAUCUUGCAAAAUUUCCAAAUCUGUCAAGUUUUCAUUAUAUAUUCUCCCUUGUAAACCUUCAUCUUGUUAAUAAAGAUAAAAUAAAUGUU